Molecule: messenger RNA, 2596 nt
Organism: Hippocampus comes (tiger tail seahorse)
Lineage: Eukaryota; Metazoa; Chordata; Actinopteri; Syngnathiformes; Syngnathidae
Gene: runx1t1
Product: RUNX1 partner transcriptional co-repressor 1
Exons: 9
Biological process (GO): negative regulation of DNA-templated transcription; DNA-templated transcription
Cellular component (GO): nucleus
Molecular function (GO): transcription corepressor activity
Source: RefSeq, a predicted model, not a curated record
GUCAAGACACGCACCGGGCGGCCCCCCCCCGCCAUGCCGCCCCCGCCCAGCACGCAAGGAGCCCCCCGAAACAGCUCCUACACCCCCACCACUCUGACGAAUGGCAGCAGCAGCCACUCGCCCACGGCGCUGAACGGGGCGCCGUCGCCGCCCAACGGCUACGGCAACGGGCCAGGCUCGUCAUCGUCGUCGUCGCUGGCCAAUCAGCAACUGCCGCCGGCGUGCGGCGCCCGGCAGCUGAGCAAGCUCAAGCGCUUCCUCACCACGCUGCAGCAGUUUGGAAACGACAUCUCGCCCGAGAUCGGCGAACGCGUGCGCACGCUUGUCCUCGGCUUGGUGAAUUCCACACUAACCAUCGAGGAGUUCCACUGCAAACUCCACGAAGCCACCAACUUCCCCCUGCGACCUUUCGUCAUCCCCUUCCUCAAGGCCAACCUGCCGCUCCUGCAGCGGGAGCUCCUGCACUGCGCCCGCCUGGCCAAGCAGAACCCAGCGCAGUACCUGGCCCAGCACGAGCAGCUGCUGCUGGACACCAGCACCUCGUCGCCCGUCGACUCGUCCGAGCUGCUGCUCGACGUCAACGACAACGGAAAGCGGCGCACGCCCGACAGGACCAAAGAGAACGGCUUUGACCGCGACGGCGGCCCGUACGGGCCCGACGUCCAUCCGAGCAAGCGGCCGUGCACCGUCAGCCCCGGCCAGCGCUUCAGCCCAUCCAACGGCAUCGCGUCCCCGCCCAACGGCCCGGGCCACUCGGCCGGCCCGCCGCCGCCACCGCUGCCGCACUACCGGCUGGAUGACGUGGCCGCCAUCGCCCACCACCACUACCGCGACGGCUACCGACACCCGCCCGCCAAUCACAGGGAGAUCCGCGACAGGGCCCGAUCCAUCGGCCUUCACGCGGGAGGGCGCCAGGAAGAAGUGAUCGACCACCGGCUGACGGACAGGGAGUGGGCUGAGGAGUGGAAGCACCUUGACCAUCUGCUGAACUGCAUCAUGGACAUGGUGGAAAAGACGCGGCGCUCGCUCACGGUGCUGCGGCGCUGCCAGGAAGCCGACCGUGAGGAGCUCAACUACUGGAUCCGACGCUACAGCGACGCCGAAGAGCUGAAGAAGAGCGCCGCCGCCGCCGCCGCCGCCUCGAGUGCUCAGUAUCGGCAGCAGAGCCCGGCAGCGCAGGACAACACCGCAGCGGACAUUCACAGGGAGCUUCUGCAUCGGCCCGUUUCCGGCUAUGUCCCUGAAGAAAUCUGGAAGAAAGCCGGUGAGUUCUUGCACAUUAGACACACAUGGCAUCGUAGAGCACACACAGACAAAACAGCCGCACUCACAAUUACACCUCGGCACCAUUUAGAGCACAGUGCCGGCCCCGCCCCAGAGACCCCCGCCCCUGUCAGCUCGUCAGCCUGCACGCCCAGCAGCUGCGUUGGCAGUCCGGCUCCGACCCCGCCCGCCGCCCCUCGCUCGUCCACGCCCAGCACCCCGUCGUCGUCCUCCGCCCCGGAUGGCCACUAGGGGGACCCCUUGUAAAGUAUGCUCAGCUUAUUUGGCUAACGGAGCAAUUGUGCGUGAUGUGGGUCAUAUUGACCCCUCCCCCGUCCCGCAUUGACUUUAAGAGCAAAGAUAUUCUUUGUGGCCAAUGAACGAAUGGAAAUAGACACUCGCUUUUAGCGUUCUUGCUACUCGUCGUCGUCAACGGUCGUUCUUGUUCUCGCAAUUGUUGUCGUGGGGUUUUUUUUCUUCUUGUAAAUAAGAGCGAGCAGAGAAAGCAGCGUUGUCCUGCCCCCAACCAGGCUAAAAGCUUGAGCUGAGUCAACCGUGGAUGCAAGGCACUUUUUUUCCGCACUGUCAAAACACUUCAUGAUACAAACCCAAUUCCAAUGACGUUGUCUUAAACAUUAAAAAAAACAAAUAAAAAUACUUUGAGGUCAACACACUACAUCGGCAAUAUAUUUAAUGUUCCAACUGAUAAACUUUGCUUUUUGAAAAUAAUCAAUGACUUGGAAUUUUAUGGCUGCAACACGUUCCAAAAAUGCGAUUGUUCACGAUGACAAUAAGCAAAGUUUUAUCACUUUGAGCACGAAACAUCUUUGUCUUUGCGGCGUAUUCAAUUCAAUGGAGCUUUGCGCAUGAUCUGAAAAUCAUUUUUCCCUUUUCCCGUUGAACACAAAAGUCCCAGCGUCAUUGGAAUGUCAUCGCAUAGCGUUGUCACAAAUACAAAAACGCGAGUCUCAUACGACAGACAAAAAUCAUUCUGCCCAAAAGGAAACGGCAGUGCUAAGGUUUUUUUUUUUGUGUGCCAAGUUGUUGCUGAAAUCUGCAAGUACUUUUGGGAGCCUCGACGGCAAAACGUCAACACGCCUCCUCUUGUUUCGCAUUCUAAUUUAUUCUCCUCAUAGGAAAACUGCUGUUGUGUUGUUGCUGGAAUUGAUUAAAAUUGCAGGUACUUUGAAUGAUACCCCCAAAAAUUCUCCCAAAGGGAAACUGCGGUGUGGUAUUGUGCCAUGUUGUCGCCGAAACCGAUUUGGACAUCCGGACAUGAAUACAACAAAAGUGACGAACCAUCCUACUAGAAUUGUAACGUCAUUUUGAAAAA